AUGAGCGCACAACCAUCCACUCCUUUUGUCAACGGUGAAAAGUAUUUGAUUGGAGGAGAAAUUCUCCACUGGCAAGGCAAAUUUGAACCUGUUUAUUCUCCAAUUACGACUCUUGACAGUAAUGAACAAGUAGUCAAAUACCACAUUGGUAAUUAUGCCUUCAUGAGCAAAGAUGAAGCUGAAAGUGCAGUACAGGCUGCUGUCAAAGCUUUUGACAAGGGAAGAGGAGAAUGGCCAAGUUAUCCAACUGAAAAGAAAAUUAGUUGUUUGGAAAAGUUUGUCGAAGGAUUAUUGAAGAAGAGAGAAGAAAUUAUUAAUUUAUUAAUGUGGGAAAUUUGUAAGAAUCGAUCGGCAUCUGAACAAGAAGUGGACAGAACCAUUCAAUACAUUAGAGACACCAUUCUUGAACUUGAAAAGUUGGAAACUAAGCAAUCGGAAAUUAUUUCUGUCGGAGGAGUGUCAGCACAAGUGAGAAGAAGUCCUUUGGGUGUGGUUUUGUGUGUUGCACCAUUCAACUAUCCUUUCAAUGAGACAUACACCACUCUGAUUCCUGCUUUGAUUAUGGGUAAUGUGGUCAUUUUAAAGACACCAAGAACUGGUGGAUUGUGUCAUUAUCCAACCUUGGAAUUGUUUAAGGAAUGUUUCCCAGCUGGAGUUGUAAAUGUCAUUCACGGAUCAGGCAGAGAAACUCUUCCAGCCAUGAUGAAAACAGGUUUGAUUGAUGUUUUGGCAUUUAUUGGAACUCACAAUGCUGCCAACUCACUCAUUAACUCACAUCCAAAUCUCUUCAAAUUGAGAAACGUUUUGGGAUUGGAUGCCAAGAAUGCUGCAUUUGUGUUACCUGAAGCUGAUAUUGAUGUUGCUGUUGCUGAAUGUGCUUUGGGAGCUUAUUCUUUCAAUGGACAACGAUGUACUGCUCUAAAAGUUUUGUUUGUUCACGAAUCUAUUGUGGAUGAAUUUGUCACUAAAUUCUCAAAGGCCAUCGAUAACUUGAAGAUGGGAUAUCCAUGGGAGUCUGGAGUGAGUAUCACUCCAUUGGCAGAACCUCAAAAGCCAUCCGUUUUGAGAGAACUCAUUAAAGAUGCUUUGGAAAAGGGAGCAAAAAUUGUCAAUGAAAGGGGAAUUAAAUUUUCAGAAGAUAAGGAAACCAAUCUUGGAAAGCGUAUCGACAGAGGGUGUGCUGCUCUUUUCGCACCCACUGCUCUUUAUCCUGUCACUGCAGACAUGAAGGUGUAUCAUGAAGAACAAUUUGGUCCAAUUACACCCAUUGUGAAAUAUUCUACACUUCAAGAACUUGAAGAUUAUGUCACACAAACUUCCUUUGGUCAACAAGCUUCCGUGUUUAUUAAGACAGAGUCUGGAGUUGCUGUCAACUCUGAAUAUUUUGUGCCUUUGGUAGAUUUAUUGACACAUCAUGUCAGUCGUAUUAAUAUUAAUUGUCAAUGUAACAGUGCUGUAGGAACAUUAUCUGUCUACGACGCCUUAAGAGCCAUGUCCAUUCGUGCACUUGUUGCCACCAAAGAGAGUGGAAAGAAUGUUCAAAUGUUGAAAGAAAUUAGAGAAUCAGGUAAAUCACAAUUUAUUAGAGAGUUCCCAAGCAAAAAGUAA
This is a messenger RNA of Naegleria fowleri, 1608 nucleotides long. RefSeq lists its product as uncharacterized. The record is from RefSeq and is a predicted model, not a curated record. The transcript has 5 exons. Bases 1 to 1608 code for a protein of 535 amino acids. Gene Ontology annotation, molecular function: succinate-semialdehyde dehydrogenase (NAD+) activity. Lineage: Eukaryota; Heterolobosea; Eutetramitea; Acrasida; Naegleriidae.